ACUGAACACUCUCCAGCUGACAAGCCUAAGCCCUUCUUCUCUCCGCCUUUUCUUUCUUCUACCCGUCUCAAAUUCUCCCUCCCAAAACUCCACUACCAGUCCGAACUUCUCUAUCCUAAACGAUAAUGGAGGAACCGACGAAGGGAACGGUUACACCAUUCGCUUCGAUGUUUCCAUUCGAUGAAGCACAGAAGGCGGUGAAGCGAGUGGAGGAUGCGAUUGCGGAGAAGCAGAAGGAGCUCGACCACCUCAAACAAUUCAUCGCCGAUAACACCAAUCUCAUUAACCUCGUUUCCUGCCUCCCCGACGAGCUUCACCACGACGUCAUGGUUCCGUUCGGAAAAGCAGCGUUCUUUCCCGGCCGAUUGAUACACACAAAUGAGUUCAGGGUUCUCCUUGGAGAAGGAUACUACGCGGAUAGAACAGCAAAGCAAACUAUUGAGAUAUUGAAAAGGAGAGGGAAGGCUUUGGAUUCCCAAGCUGAAUCCCUUAAGGCUAACAUAAAGGAUUUAAGAGCUGAGGCUUCGUUUUUUGGUUCUACAGCUGCUGAGGCUGCGGAGGGUCUUGUGGAAAUAAGAGAAGAUUAUGUGGAGAAAAGUUCUAGUGCGGACCAAUCUAAAUCAGAGAAAGGUGACAAUAAAGUUACCAUCGAAGAUGAUGAAUAUGCUCAUAUAAUGUCCAGGUUAGAUGAACUUGAGAAAGAAGAACUUGCAGCAGAAGGGGAGAACGAUAGUGAUGAAGAUGAGCAUACUUAUACAGCAGAUAGUGACAAUGAGAGUGGGGAAGAUGAGUGCAUUGAUAUAGUUGAAGGUGAUAAUGAGAGUGGUGAAGAUGCACAAAUUAAUGCAGCCAAAAGAGAUAGUGACGGUCAUGAAUAUAAUCAAACUGAAGCUAAUUUUAAUAAUUUUGCAUCCCAGACAAGUUUGAAGACAAGGAAAACACAAAAACAGACAGAAGUGAAAAAUUUAUCUGUUGAAGCAUUAUCAAACAAGUUUCACAAUCAAUUAGAUACUACUGAUCAGCCUAAUUGCACAGGUUUGACAGUACAGCCUGUACCCAAAGAUGAUAUGUCAAAUAGAAAACAUCCUACUCGGAUAGAGAAGUCUAUUCCUGAUGAGAAGGAUUUACUGCUUCCUGGAGUGAAGAAAAAAGUUGAAGCAGCAUCUUCAUCUAGAAAUGAGGCGCCCAAUUGGACUACGAAAUCCAGAUUUGAUAGAUUCAAGUGUUUUACAGGACCUAUUGAGGAGUGCUCAAGCAUUACAGAGGAAAACUCGCAAAACCAAACUGUGACUUCAUCACAGACACCUGUACGAGCUUCAAGUCCAGCAUUUGACAGUUCCAAGGCUUUUACAGGUUCAAUUGUGGAGCGUGUUGACAAUGUACCAACUUCACAAGAACGUUCUGCGACUUCAUCACAGUCACCCAAUUCCCAGCCUUCAAAGCCAGUUUCUAGAUUCAAGAUGCAAAGAAGAUAGCUCCCAGUACUGUUAAAAUAAAAUGUAAAUGCAGAAAACCAGGACUGUGCUACGUACUUCGAGCAAUUUUUAUGGAACUUUCUUGUGUGGAAGCAGGUUGAACACAAACCCAUAACAAGUUACUACUGAGAAUGUUUAUCUGGUCGAAUUCAUUGCUGUUCUCUCACUUUCCACCCUGUCAUGAUGUAGUCUCAAUUGCCGUGUAAUGUCUGCAGUCAGUGUCACGUCCACCAUGGCAAAAUAAAUGGCUGUGCGUUCUGCAGACCAUUUAUUUAGACAUAAAGUUCCAUCGAGUUUGAUAUUAUCCCUAUUCUAGAGAUUAAUGCAAAAGUCAGACGCAGCUCAGCGCUAGCUACAUUUAUGGAAUUUGUCCUUCCGUUCCAUCUUCAAGUUUGUUUGUUAUUGCUGAGUAAUGGUGUGCAUUGUUGAGUAGAACAUUCUAGUACCUCUGUUGAUUUAUUAUGGUUUCGUGCAGUCUGUCAUUAUCUUC
This is a messenger RNA of Manihot esculenta (cassava), 1965 nucleotides long. Its product is annotated as RNA polymerase II subunit 5-mediating protein homolog. The transcript is spliced from 13 exons. Gene Ontology annotation, molecular function: chromatin binding; transcription corepressor activity; phosphatase inhibitor activity. Lineage: Eukaryota; Viridiplantae; Streptophyta; Magnoliopsida; Malpighiales; Euphorbiaceae. The record is from RefSeq and is a predicted model, not a curated record. Bases 126 to 1475 code for a protein of 449 amino acids. Gene Ontology annotation, biological process: negative regulation of phosphatase activity; negative regulation of transcription by RNA polymerase II.